UUUGGUUCUCUCUCAGUACUCCUCGCAAGAAGAUCAUUGUUUUUUUAUCUCAAACAUGAGGCCAAAGAUCUAUCUUUUUGGAGACUCGAUCACGGAAUUCUCCUUCGAUGACGGUGGCUGGGGCGUUUCACUCGCCAAUCAUUUCUCUCGCAGGCUUGACGUGGUGCUCAGAGGAUACAGUGGGUACAACACAAGGUGGGCGUUGAAGGUACUUGAUAGGGUUUUUCCUACGGCCGAAAGCGGUGCCGCACCGCCACUCGCGGUGUCUGUGUUCUUCGGAGCUAACGAUGCUUGCCUCCCAGAUAGACGCGGUGCUUUUCAACAUGUGCCACUUGAUGAGUAUAAGCAGAAUCUGCACUCCAUCGUCUCCUCUCUCAAGAAGCGGUGGCCAAAGGCUCUCAUUCUUUUAAUUACUCCUCCUCCGGUUGAUGAAGAUGCACGAAUCAGACAUCCUUACGUUGAGAAUCCGUCAGGUUUGUCCGAGAGGACAAACGAAGCUGUAGGCUGUUUUGCAAAGGCAUGUGUUAAAACUGCUGGGGAAUGUGGUAUCCCUGUGGUGGAUCUUUGGACCAGGAUGCAGCAGUAUCCUGACUGGCGGAAAGCUUAUCUUAGUGAUGGUUUGCACCUGAGCCAAGAGGGCAACAAGGUUGUAUUCGAGGAAGUGUUGAAGAAGCUGAAUGAGGGAGGUUUAAGCCUUGAAAAUCUAGAAGUUGAUCUGCCACUUUUUUCUGAUAUUGACCCUGGUGACCCAUUUAAGGCGUUUCAGCAGUAG
Molecule: messenger RNA, 772 nt
Organism: Hibiscus syriacus
Lineage: Eukaryota; Viridiplantae; Streptophyta; Magnoliopsida; Malvales; Malvaceae
Product: GDSL esterase/lipase At5g45920-like
Exons: 5
Coding region: 56-772 (238 amino acids)
Molecular function (GO): hydrolase activity, acting on ester bonds
Source: RefSeq, a predicted model, not a curated record